CCUGCGCGGCUUGAAAUGCGGGCGGCGCGAGCGCGCGGGACACUGCGGACGCCACGGCACGGGCAGGUGCGGCAGGUGCGGCAGGUGCGGCAGGACAGAGGUGGACCUCAGCAGGCUCUGCAUAACCAGCUAUAUGUGAUGAGCAGCUUUCACCUCCCGGGCACCAACAGCACGGAGCAGGCCAGCGUCCCCAGAGCCAUGGCAGCCACGCUGGGAGCCGGCACAGCCCCCAGGGCCCAGGCCAGGAGCAUAGCUGGGGUGUAUGUGGAGGCCUCGGGCCAGGCCCAGGGCGUCUACACUGCCAUGGAGCAGGGUCUUCUGCCCGCUGGGCUUGGGCUGGCUCUGCUAGAGGCCCAGGCAGCCACUGGGGGCCUGGUGGAUCCUGCCCAGGGCCAGCUGCUCCCUGUGUCUGAGGCCCUGAAGCAGCGCCUGGUGGGGCUGGAGCUGAAGGAGAAGCUGCUGGCCGCUGAGCGUGCUGCUACAGGCUACCCUGAUCCCUACGGGGGUGAGAAGCUGCCCCUGUUUCAGGCCAUCGGGAAGGAGGUUGUGGACAGGGCCCUGGGCCAGAGCUGGCUGGAGGCCCAGCUGGCCACUGGUGGCCUGGUGGACCCUGCCCAUGGCGUACGUGUGGCCCCUGAGCAAGCCUGCCAGCAGGGCCUCCUGGACCAGGAGACGUGGCACAAGCUGUCAGAGCUUGAGCCUGGCACAGGCAUCCUGCACUUCCUCGACCCCAACACGCUGGAGCGGCUGACGUACCACCAGCUGCUGGCAAGGUGUGUACGGGCCCCCGGCUCGGGGCUGGCCUUGCUGCCUCUCAAGAUCACCUUCCGCUCUGUGGGCGGGGCCGUGAGUGCAGCCGAGCUGCUGGAGGUGGGCAUCCUGGAUGAGGAGGCUGUGCAGGGUCUGCAGGAGGGCAGGCUGGCUGCAGCGGACGUGAGCGCACGGGCCGAGGUGCGGCGCUACCUGGAGGGUACCGGCAGCGUGGCCGGGGUCGUCCUGCUGCCCGAAGGCCACAAGAAGAGCUUCUUCCAGGCUGCCGCCGAGCACCUGCUCCCGAUGGGCACCGCGCUGCCACUCCUAGAGGCCCAGGCCGCCACCCACACCCUAGUGGACCCCACCACAGGCCAGCGGCUGUGGGUGGAUGAGGCAGUCAGGGCAGGCCUGGUCGGCCCAGAGCUCUACGAGCAGCUCCUGGUGGCUGAGCAGGCUGUGACAGGGUACCACGACCCCUUCAGUGGCUCCCAAAUCCCCCUCUUCCAGGCCAUGAAGAAGGGGCUGGUGGACAGCCCACUGGCGCUGCGGCUCCUGGAUGCCCAGCUGACCACGGGAGGGCUGGUCUGUCCAGUGCGCAGGCUCCGGCUGCCGCUGGAGGCCGCUCUGCAGUACGGCUGCCUGGAUGAAGACACUCAGCAACAGCUCUCGGGAGCCGGUGGCUUCUCAGACCCCGGCACACAUGGCGGCCUGCGCUAUGAGCAGCUGCUGACCCGCUGUGUCACCGACCCCGACACUGGUCUUGCUUUCCUGCCGCUCUCCGGGGGGCCCAGGGAACGGGAGCCCCAGGGACCCCCAUUCAUCACACACAGUACUCGGCAGGCCCUGAGUUCAGCCACAACCACCAUCUCCGUGGGGAAGUUCCGGGGCCGGCCCGUGUCCCUCUGGGAGCUGCUCUUCUCUGAGGCCAUCUCUGCAGAGCGGAGGGCGAUGCUGGCCCAGCAGCACCAGGAAGGGACCCUCUCUGUGGAGGAGCUGGCUGCUGAGCUGAGUGCCACCCUCGAGCAGGCUGCAGCCACUGCCAGGGUCACCUUUUCUGGGCUGAGGGACACCGUGACACCAGGAGAGCUGCUCGAAGCUGAGAUCAUCGACCAGGACCUGUAUGAGCAGCUGGAACACGGGCAGGCCUCGGCCCAGGACGUGAGCAGCCUGGCCUCCGUGCAGAGGUACCUGCAGGGCACCGGCUGCAUCGCUGGCCUGCUGCUGCCCGGCUCCCAGGAGCGCCUGAGCAUCUAUGAGGCCCGACGCAAGGGGCUCCUGCGACCCGGCACCGCCCUCAUCCUCCUGGAGGCGCAGGCCGCCACCGGCUUCAUCAUCGACCCGAAAGAAAAUAAGGCGCAUUCUGUGGAGGAGGCGCUGAGGGCCGGUGUCAUCGGGCCCGAUGUGUACGCGAAGCUGCUGUCGGCCGAGCGCGCCGUCACCGGCUACACCGACCCCUACACCGGGCAGCCCAUCUCCCUCUUCCAGGCCAUGCAGAAGGGCCUCAUUGUGCGGGAGCACGGCAUCCGCCUGCUGGAGGCCCAGAUCGCCACGGGCGGCGUCAUCGACCCCGUGCACAGCCACCGCGUGCCCGUGGACGUGGCCUACCGGCGUGGCUACUUUGAUCGGAUGCUGAACAUGAUCCUGUUGGACCCCUCUGACGACACCAAGGGCUUCUUCGACCCCAACACACACGAGAAUCUCACGUACCUGCAGCUGCUGGAGCGCUGCGUGGAGGACCCCGAGACGGGCCUGUACCUCCUGCCACUCGGCAGCACACAGUGCCCGCUGGUGGACGGUGCCACCCGGCAGGCCUUCCAGAACCUGCUGCUCUCCGUGAAGUACGGGCGGUUUCAGGGGCAGAGGGUCUCCGCGUGGGAGCUGAUCAACUCUGAGUACUUCAGCGAGACCCGCAGGAGGCAGCUGCUGCAUCGCUACCGGCGGCGUGAGGUCACGCUGGGGCAGGUGGCCCAGCUGCUGGAGGCUGAGACGCAGAGGCAGGCGGACGUCACACUGCCUGCACUGCGGGGCCGGGUCACUGCCCACCAGCUCCUGGAGGCGCGUAUCAUCGACCAGCAGCUGCUGGACCAAGUGCUGGCUGGGACGGUCAGCCCUGAGGCCCUCCUCCUCAUGGAUAGCGUCCGCAGGUACCUGUGCGGCCUGGGAGCUGUGGGCGGCGUGAGGCUGCUGCCCUCUGGCCAGCAGCUUAGCCUCUACCAGGCCAUGAGGCGGAAGCUGCUGGGGCCCAGUGUGGCCCUGGCUCUGCUGGAGGCCCAGGCAGCCACCGGAGCCAUCGUGGACCCUCAUGGCCUGGAGAGCCUCUCAGUGGAUGAGGCUGUGCGCAGGGGUGUGGUGGGGCCAGAGCUGUAUGGCCGGCUGAAGCGGGCUGAGGGUGCCAUCACUGGCUUCAGAGACCCCUUCUCUGGGAAGCAGGUGUCCCUGUUCCAGGCCAUGAAGAAAGGUCUCAUCCCUUGGGACCAAACUGCCCGCCUCCUGGAGGCUCAGGUGGCCACAGGAGGGGUCAUCGACCCCACGGGCCACCACCGCCUCCCCAUGCCAGUGGCCAUUCAGCGUGGCUUUGUCGACCAGGAGAUGGAGACGGCCUUGUCCAGCUCCUCCGAGACCUUCCCCACACCAGAUGGCCAGGGGCACACCAGCUACGCCCGGCUCCUGGAGCAGUGCCCCAGGGAUGAGACUUCUGGCUUUCACCUCCUGCCCUUGCCAGAGAGUGCUCCUGCCCUCCCUACUGAGGAGCAGGUCCAGAGAAGCCUGCAGGCCGUGCCGGGCAGCAAGGACGGCCCGUCCCUCUGGGACCUGCUCAGCUCCUGCCUCUUCACCGAGGAGCAGCGGAGAGCUCUGCUGGAGGACGUGCAGGAAGGGAGGACAGCUGUGCCAGAGCUGCUCGCCUCUGUGCAGGAGACCAAGCUCCGGGCCCAGGCCCACGUCACGGUGCCAGGCCCGCGGGGUGAGGUCCCUGCCGUCUGGCUGCGGGAUGCUGCCAUCAUCACCCAGGAGACCCUUAAGGCCUUGGCUGAGGGCAAGCAGUCACCCACCCAGGUCGCUGAGCAGCCGGCGGUGAAGGCCUGCCUGUGGGGCACGGGCUGCGUGGCUGGUGUACUGCUGCAGCCCUCCGGGGCCAAGGCCAGCAUCUCCCAGGCCACGAGGGAUGGCCUACUGCCUGCAGGCCUGGGCCAGAGGCUGCUGGAAGCCCAGGUGGCGUCUGGCUCCCUUGUCGACCCCCUGACCAACCAGAGACUGUCAGUGGAGGAUGCAAUUAAGGUCGGCCUGGUGGGCAGGGAGCUGAGUGAGCAGCUGGGGCAGGCCGAGAGGGCAGUGGCCGGGUACCCGGAUCCCUACUCUGGGGGCUCCCUCUCGCUGUGGCAGGCAAUGGAGAAGGGGCUUGUGCCGCAGAAGGAGGGCUUCCCCCUCCUGCAGGUGCAGCUGGCCACGGGGGGCGUGGUGGACCCUGCCCAUGGGGUGCACCUGCCCCAGGCGGCGGCCUGCAGACUUGGCCUUCUGGACACGCAGACAAGCCGAGCGCUGACUGCGGCUGACGAGGACAACAAGUUCUUCUUUGACCCCAGUGCAAAGGACCAGGUGACCUACCAGGAGCUCAGGGAGCGCUGCGUGCAGGACGCUGAGACCGGCCUGUUGCUGCUGCCCCUGCCCUCGGACACAGCGCUGGAGGUGGAUGAGCACACUGCAGUGGCUCUGAGGGCCAUGAAGGUGCCUGUCAGCACGGGGAGGCUUCAGGGCUGUAGCGUGUCACUCUGGGACCUGCUGCGCUCCGAGUACGUUGGCGCUGACAAGCGGCAGGAGCUGGUGGCACUCUGCCGGUCUGGGAGGGCUGCGGCCCUACGGCAGGUGGUCAGUGCAGUCACUGCCCUGGUGGAGGCAGCGGAGAGGCAGCCCCUGCAGGCCACUUUCAGAGGCCUCCGGAAGCAGGUGUCAGCCAGGGACCUGUUCAGGGCUCAGCUGAUCAGCAAGAAGACGCUGGACGAGCUGAGCCAGGGGGCGACGACUGUGACGGAGGUGGCAGAGAUGGACAGCGUGAGGCGGUCCCUGGAGGGCGGCAACUUCAUUGCCGGGGUCCUUGUCCAGGGCACCCAGGAAAGGAUGAGCAUCCCAGAAGCCCUGAGGAGGCACAUCCUGCGGCCUGGCACGGCCCUGGUGCUGCUGGAGGCGCAGGCGGCCACCGGCUUCAUCAUCGACCCCGUGGAGAACCAGAAGCUGACCGUGGAGGAGGCGUUCAAGGCAGGGAUGUUCGGCAAAGAAACCUAUGUGAAGCUGCUGUCGGCCGAGCGCGCCGUCACCGGCUACACCGACCCCUACACCGGGCAGCAGAUCUCCCUCUUCCAGGCCAUGCAGAAGGGCCUCAUCGUGCGGGAGCACGGCAUCCGCCUGCUGGAGGCCCAGAUCGCCACGGGCGGCAUCAUCGACCCCGUGCACAGCCACCGCGUGCCCGUGGACGUGGCCUACCAGCGUGGCUACUUCGACGAGGAGAUGAACCGCGUCCUGGCGGACCCCAGCGAUGACACCAAGGGCUUCUUCGACCCCAACACGCACGAGAACCUCACGUACCUGCAGCUGCUGGAGCGCUGCGUGGAGGACCCCGAGACCGGCCUGUACCUGCUACAGAUUGUGAAGAAGGGCGACACCUACGUGUACAUCGAUGAGGCCACAAGACACGUGCUGCUAUCCAGAACUGCAAAAAUGCGCGUGGGGAGGUUUGCUGACCAGGUGGUCUCUUUCUGGGACCUGUUGUCCUCUCCAUACUUCACAGAGGACAGGAAGCGGGAGCUGAUCCAGGCAUAUGGAACCCAGAGUGGGGGCCUGGAGAAGUUGCUGGAAAUCAUCACCACGACAAUUGAAGAAACAGAGACGCAAAACCAAGGCAUCAAGGUGGCGGCCAUCAGAGGGGAGGUGACAGCUGCAGAGCUGUUCAACUCUGGGAUCAUCGAUGAGAAGACCCUCCACAUGCUUCGUGCAGGGAGGACUGGGGGGCAGGUGCUCAGCACACUGGAGUGCCUGAAGCCCUACCUAGAAGGCAGCGGCUGCAUCGCAGGGGUGACGGUGCCCUCCACCACGGAGGUCGUGAGCCUCCAUGAGGCCAGCAGGAAGGAGCUUAUCCCUGUAGCAUUUGCGACCUGGCUGCUGGAGGCGCAGGCCGCCACUGGUUUCCUUCUGGACCCCUGCACCCACCAGAGGUUCUCUGUAGAUGAGGCCGUGGUUGUGGGCCUGGUGAGCGAGGAGCUACGUGAAAGGCUCCUGAAGGCCGAGAGGGCUGCCACGGGCUACAGGGAUCCGGCCACGGGAGACACCAUCCCGCUGUUCCAGGCCAUGCAGAAGCAGCUCGUCGGGAAGGCAGAGGCGCUGAGGCUGCUGGAGGUGCAGGUGGCCACCGGGGGUGUCAUCGACCCACGGCACCACCACCGGCUCCCAUUGGAAACAGCCUACAGGCGGGGCUGUCUGCACAAGGACAUGUAUGCACUCAUUUCUGACCAGAAGCACAUGAGGAAACGGUUUGUGGACCCGAACACGCAGGAGAAGGUCUCGUACCAAGAGUUGCAGCACAGGUGCCACCGGCAAGAGGCCACUGGCUGGCUACUCUUCCCAGUGGCCAAGGACGCACGGGACUCCCAGUAUGUUGACGACGAGACGCGAAGGGCCCUGGAGGCAGAGCAGGUGGAGAUAACAGUGGGAAGGUUCAGAGGCCAGAAGCCCACACUGUGGACACUGCUGAAUUCGGAAUACGUGACGGAGGAGAAGAAGCUCCAGCUGGUGAGGAUGUACAGACUGGAUACGAGCCGGGCGCUGCAGAAGGUAGCACAGCUGAUCUCAGACACGAUUGAGGAGCAGGAAAAGGGCAGUAAACAACUGUGGUUCCAAGGGAUUAGAGGACAAGUCACAGCCUCGGAACUCCUAAGUUCAGGCAUCAUCACAGAGGAAAUGCUGCAGGACCUGGAAGCCGGGCGGAGCACGGUGCAGCAGCUCAGGAAGGACAAGCACGUCCAGCGCUACCUGGAGGGCACCAGCUGCAUCGCGGGCGUCCUGGUGCCCACCAAGGACGAGCCGGGCCGCCAGGAGAAGAUGAGCAUCUACCAGGCCAUGUGGAAGGGCGUGCUGCGGCCCGGCACGGCCCUGGUGCUGCUGGAGGCGCAGGCGGCCACCGGCUUCGUCAUCGACCCCGUGCGCAACCUGAGGCUGUCCGUGGAGGAGGCCGUGGCUGCGGGCGUGGUGGGCGGCGAGAUCCAGGAGAAGCUGCUGUCGGCCGAGCGCGCCGUCACCGGCUACACCGACCCCUACACCGGGCAGCAGAUCUCCCUCUUCCAGGCCAUGCAGAAGGACCUCAUCGUGCGGGAGCACGGCAUCCGCCUGCUGGAGGCCCAGAUCGCCACGGGCGGCGUCAUCGACCCCGUGCACAGCCACCGCGUGCCCGUGGACGUGGCCUACCGGCGCGGCUACUUCGAUGAGGAGAUGAACCGUGUCCUGGCGGACCCCAGCGACGACACCAAGGGCUUCUUCGACCCCAACACGCACGAGAACCUCACGUACGUGCAGCUGCUGCGCCGCUGUGUGCGUGACCCGGACACCGGGCUCUACAUGCUGCAGCUGGCCGGCCGGGGCUCCGCCGUGCACCAGCUGAGCGAGGAGCUGCGCCGUGCCCUGCGUGACGCCCGCGUGACGCCGGGCUCGGGCGCCCUCCGGGGCCAGAGCGUCUCCGUCUGGGAGCUCCUCUUCUACCGCGAGGUGUCCGAGGGCCGGCGCCAGGACCUGCUGAGCAGGUACCGGGCGGGCACGCUGACCGUGGAGGAGCUGGGUGCCACCCUCAUUUCGCUGCUGGCACAGGCCGAGGCUGAGGCCGGGGCCGGGCGCCGACAUCCAGACCCCCGGGAGGCCCUGCGCGCGGCCACCAUGGAGGUCAAGGUGGGCCGCCUCCGGGGACACGCGGUGCCCGUGUGGGAUGUGCUGGCGUCCGGCUACGUGAGCGGGGCCACCCGGGAGGAGCUGCUGGCCCAGUUCGGCUCGGGGAGGCUGGCCUUGCCCGCGCUGACCCGCCGGCUGACCACCAUCAUCGAGGAGGCCGAGGAGAUCCCGGGGGGCCGGCAGGAGCUCCAGGAGGCCUCGCGUGACCCUCGGGACCCGGGGCCAGCCGGGCAAGGGGACAGUGACUCGGGGCACUCCCCGGGUGAGGCCGAGGCCACCCACCACCAGGAGCGGAUCCUGCGUGGCGCCACCAUGGAGGUGCAGCACGGGCAGUUCCAGGGGCGGCCGGUCUCCGUGUGGGACGUCCUCUUCUCCUCGUACCUGAGCGAGGCCCGCCGAGACGAGCUCCUGGCCGAGCACGCGGCCAGCACCCUGGGCCUGCCCGACCUGGUCGCCGUCCUCACCCGGAUCAUCGAGGAGACCGAGGAGCGGCUCAGCAAAGUGUCCUUCCGUGGCCUGAGGCGCCAGGUGUCCGCCUCCGAGCUGCACAAGUCCGGGAUCCUGGGCCCCGACACCCUGCGGGCCCUGGCCCAGGGCACUAAGACCCUGCAGGAGGUGACGGAGAUGGACUCGGUCAAGCGCUACCUGGAGGGCAGCAGCUGCAUCGCGGGCGUCCUGGUGCCCGCCAAGGACGAGCCGGGCCGCCAGGAGAAGAUGAGCAUCUACCAGGCCAUGUGGAAGGGCGUGCUGCGGCCCGGCACGGCCCUGGUGCUGCUGGAGGCGCAGGCGGCCACCGGCUUCGUCAUCGACCCCGUGCGCAACCUGAGGCUGUCCGUGGAGGAGGCCGUGGCUGCGGGCGUGGUGGGCGGCGAGAUCCAGGAGAAGCUGCUGUCGGCCGAGCGCGCCGUCACCGGCUACACCGACCCCUACACCGGGCAGCAGAUCUCCCUCUUCCAGGCCAUGCAGAAGGACCUCAUCGUGCGGGAUCACGGCAUCCGCCUGCUGGAGGCCCAGAUCGCCACGGGCGGAGUCAUCGACCCCGUGCACAGCCACCGCGUGCCCGUGGACGUGGCCUACCGGCGCGGCUACUUCGACGAGGAGAUGAACCGUGUUCUGGCGGACCCCAGCGACGACACCAAGAGCUUCUUCGACCCCAACACGCACGAGAACCUCACGUACAUGCAGCUGCUGCGCCGCUGUGUGCGUGACCCGGACACCGGGCUCUACAUGCUGCAGCUGGCCGGCCGGGGCUCCGCCGUGCACCAGCUGAGCGAGGAGCUGCGCCGUGCCCUGCGUGACGCCCGCGUGACGCCGGGCUCGGGCGCCCUCCGGGGCCAGAGCGUCUCCGUCUGGGAGCUCCUCUUCUACCGCGAGGUGUCCGAGGGCCGGCGCCAGGACCUGCUGAGCAGGUACCGGGCGGGCACGCUGACCGUGGAGGAGCUGGGUGCCACCCUCAUUUCGCUGCUGGCACAGGCCGAGGCUGAGGCCGGGGCCGGGCGCCGACAUCCAGACCCCCGGGAGGCCCUGCGCGCGGCCACCAUGGAGGUCAAGGUGGGCCGCCUCCGGGGACACGCGGUGCCCGUGUGGGACGUGCUGGCGUCCGGUUACGUGAGCAGAACCACCCGGGAGGAGCUGCUGGCCCAGUUCGGCUCGGGGAGGCUGGCCUUGCCCGCGCUGACCCGCCGGCUGACCACCAUCAUCGAGGAGGCCGAGGAGAUCCCGGGGGGCCGGCAGGAGCUCCAGGAGGCCUCGCGUGACCCUCGGGACCCGGGGCCAGCCGGGCAAGGGGACAGUGACUCGGGGCACUCCCCGGGUGAGGCCGAGGCCACCCACCACCAGGAGCGGAUCCUGCGUGGCACCACCAUGGAGGUGCAGCACGGGCAGUUCCAGGGGCGGCCGGUCUCCGUGUGGGACGUCCUCUUCUCCUCGUACCUGAGCGAGGCCCGCCGAGACGAGCUCCUGGCCGAGCACGCGGCCAGCACCCUGGGCCUGCCCGACCUGGUCGCCGUCCUCACCCGGAUCAUCGAGGAGACCGAGGAGCGGCUCAGCAAAGUGUCCUUCCGUGGCCUGAGGCGCCAGGUGUCCGCCUCCGAGCUGCACAAGUCCGGGAUCCUGGGCCCCGACACCCUGCGGGCCCUGGCCCAGGGCACUAAGACCCUGCAGGAGGUGACGGAGAUGGACUCGGUCAAGCGCUACCUGGAGGGCAGCAGCUGCAUCGCGGGCGUCCUGGUGCCCGCCAAGGACGAGCCGGGCCGCCAGGAGAAGAUGAGCAUCUACCAGGCCAUGUGGAAGGGCGUGCUGCGGCCCGGCACGGCCCUGGUGCUGCUGGAGGCGCAGGCGGCCACCGGCUUCGUCAUCGAUCCCGUGCGCAACCUGAGGCUGUCCGUGGAGGAGGCCGUGGCCGCGGGCGUGGUGGGCGGCGAGAUCCAGGAGAAGCUGCUGUCGGCCGAGCGCGCCGUCACCGGCUACACCGACCCCUACACCGGGCAGCAGAUCUCCCUCUUCCAGGCCAUGCAGAAGGACCUCAUCGUGCGGGAUCACGGCAUCCGCCUGCUGGAGGCCCAGAUCGCCACGGGCGGAGUCAUCGACCCCGUGCACAGCCACCGCGUGCCCGUGGACGUGGCCUACCGGCGCGGCUACUUCGACGAGGAGAUGAACCGUGUCCUGGCGGACCCCAGCGACGACACCAAGGGCUUCUUCGACCCCAACACGCACGAGAACCUCACGUACGUGCAGCUGCUGCGCCGCUGUGUGCGUGACCCGGACACCGGGCUCUACAUGCUGCAGCUGGCCGGCCGGGGCUCCGCCGUGCACCAGCUGAGCGAGGAGCUGCGCCGUGCCCUGCGUGACGCCCGCGUGACGCCGGGCUCGGGCGCCCUCCGGGGCCAGAGCGUCUCCGUCUGGGAGCUCCUCUUCUACCGCGAGGUGUCCGAGGGCCGGCGCCAGGACCUGCUGAGCAGGUACCGGGCGGGCACGCUGACCGUGGAGGAGCUGGGUGCCACCCUCAUUUCGCUGCUGGCACAGGCCGAGGCUGAGGCCGGGGCCGGGCGCCGACAUCCAGACCCCCGGGAGGCCCUGCGCGCGGCCACCAUGGAGGUCAAGGUGGGCCGCCUCCGGGGACACGCGGUGCCCGUGUGGGACGUGCUGGCGUCCGGCUACGUGAGCGGGGCCACCCGGGAGGAGCUGCUGGCCCAGUUCGGCUCGGGGAGGCUGGCCUUGCCCGCGCUGACCCGCCAACUGACCACCAUCAUCGAGGAGGCCGAGGAGAUCCCGGGGGGCCGGCAGGAGCUCCAGGAGGCCUCGCGUGACCCUCGGGACCCGGGGCCAGCCGGGCAAGGGGACAGUGACUCGGGGCACUCCCCAGGUGAGGCCGAGGCCACCCACCACCAGGAGCGGAUCCUGCGUGGCGCCACCAUGGAGGUGCAGCACGGGCAGUUCCAGGGGCGGCCGGUCUCCGUGUGGGACGUCCUCUUCUCCUCGUACCUGAGCGAGGCCCGCCGAGACGAGCUCCUGGCCCAGCACGCGGCCGGCACCCUGGGCCUGCCCGACCUGGUCGCCGUCCUCACCCGGAUCAUCGAGGAGACCGAGGAGCGGCUCAGCAAAGUGUCCUUCCGCGGCCUGAGGCGCCAGGUGUCCGCCUCCGAGCUGCACAAGUCCGGGAUCCUGGGCCCCGACACCCUGCGGGCCCUGGCCCAGGGCACCAAGACCCUGCAGGAGGUGACGGAGAUGGACUCGGUCAAGCGUUACCUUGAGGGCACCAGCUGCAUCGCGGGGGUCCUGGUGCCCGCCAAGGACGAGCUGGGCCGCCAGGAGAAGAUGAGCAUCUACCAGGCCAUGUGGAAGGGCGUGCUGCGGCCCGGCACGGCCCUGGUGCUGCUGGAGGCGCAGGCGGCCACCGGCUUCGUCAUCGACCCCGUGCGCAACCUGAGGCUGUCCGUGGAGGAGGCCGUGGCUGCGGGCGUGGUGGGCGGCGAGAUCCAGGAGAAGCUGCUGUCGGCCGAGCGCGCCGUCACCGGCUACACCGACCCCUACACCGGGCAGCAGAUCUCCCUCUUCCAGGCCAUGCAGAAGGACCUCAUCGUGCGGGAUCACGGCAUCCGCCUGCUGGAGGCCCAGAUCGCCACGGGCGGAGUCAUCGACCCCGUGCACAGCCACCGCGUGCCCGUGGACGUGGCCUACCGGCGCGGCUACUUCGACGAGGAGAUGAACCGUGUCCUGGCGGACCCCAGUGACGACACCAAGGGCUUCUUCGACCCCAACACGCACGAGAACCUCACGUACCUGCAAUUGCUGCAGAGGGCAACUCUCGACCCUGAGACCGGGCUCCUAUUUCUUUCUGUCUCUCUGCAGUGACUGUGGUCCCCUUAUGAAUAUUCUGCAACUCUCGAGAAGAUGAGGCCUAAUUCUGGUUUUGUGUGUGUUCAUAUUCUUUCAUUUUGAUGUUUUACCCAUCAGCUACCUGUGGAAAGUGUUUCAAGUUAUCAUGUAUUGUCAGUGGAAUUUGUCUUCCUGUGAACAUCUUUCAUAAUUGAUUUCGUGGUUUUUCUGUGGCCCUCUUGCUUUCAGAUGGUUUCACUUUUCACGACUUUUUUUUUUUUCCCCAGAGCAUUUUGGUGUCUGUUUUGGAUUCACUUGCUGCCUUUUUAAGCAAGGUCACUGUAGACUCUCAGUCCAUCAUGUCAACCAGCAGCGCUUUGUCGCCGUGUAAUUUUCAUUAAAUGCACUGAUUUCCCUGAUGUUGCGCCAUUCAUAUUCAUCGUGAAACCCAUUUUUCAUCAGCCCACGUCUCCUACUUCGUGCUCUGGCUCAGUUUGCUUCCUCCAGUGCCUUCCUGCUCCCUGCUGUGCUGGCCAAGAGCAGGGGCUGGAUUCCAUCUCCUGGCUGCUGCUUCACCUUAUAGUGUGACCUCACCAGCGUUUACCGAGCGACUCUGCUGUGGAGAAAUACCUGUGGUGACAGUUUACAAAGAAAAGUGCUGGACGAGUAAAAUAUGAAUGAAACUCUUUUUUUUGAUUUCAGGUUUUUGAAGGUUCAAUCACCAAUGUUUAUACCCUGAAUACAGAGAUAGAUAGUAGAUUAAACAAGUGAAGGAAGCCAUCCAAACCCCAGGGUUCCUAGAGCCCUAUCUCAGAAUCGUAUCCUAGGCUGCAGUGAAGUCAUGCUCAGAGAUUCCCGGGAGAGCGUGAACUCCCGUUGUUAACAGAAGAGUGGCAGUUGGAGCAGGUGACAAAGAAGCUGCACCAGUCCCCCUUCAUUCACUCCACACAUGGGUUGCCUGCGGCAUCUGGGCGGCUCGCUCUCCAACGGUAGCAGCGAGAACCCAGGUGUGCUGCCCAGUGGCUGUGUGUGGCUGGCUUCCUGGGGGCCUGUGGGCUGGGCGUGGGCACCACAGAGGACAGUCCCUGUGCUGGGCUGGCUGGACCAAGGGCAGACUGUGAGGACAGGGCUUGGACAUUCUGGAUGAAGAGCCAGUGGCCUCAGGGCAGAAAUGACAUCUGGGUAACUCAUCAAAAUGUGCCUUCCAGGCUCUGGAGAAAAUCCCUGCCAGGGUCUGGAGGUGGGCCUGAGGGGACAGGGGGCCAGCAAGGAAACAGAAACGGUAGUGAGGUUCACAUGUGCUAACGUUCACAGAUGUCAAAGUCGUCACUCGGCACAAGCCACUUAACAGCUCUGAGCCAAAUUUCAUCGCCGUGCAACCAGUGGUGAAGGCUGGGAUGGGGGAUGCAGUCAGGGUGCCAGCCUGGACUUGGGGGCCAGGGAGAACCCUGAAAAACAGGUAUGGGAAAGGCCUCGGCAGGGCGCUGUCACACACGUUCCUCCUGUUGUUCUUGAGCAGGCCCUGCAUGUGUGCCGGGUGCCGGUGCUGCCCGAGUCCUCACUGUGCGCUUUACGGCAAUGCGCGGCAGGGAAUACACACCUGAUCGGUGUUUAUGAGCUCCACGUUUUCUAGCCUUUGACUUUUACCUUAUCUUUGUCAUUAUAUUUGAAGUGAGUCUCUUACACACAGCAUAUUAAUGGGUGGGGGCUAUCUUUAUCCAAUUUCACAAUCUCUAUGUUUGGAUUGGUAUAUUUACACCAUUACAUUCUAUAUGACUAUUUAUGCAUUUAGACUUUUUUUUUUUUUUGAGACGGAGUU
Messenger RNA from Saimiri boliviensis boliviensis (Bolivian squirrel monkey), 13813 nucleotides. It is a transcript of the gene EPPK1, whose product is annotated as epiplakin 1. The record is from RefSeq and is a predicted model, not a curated record. Gene Ontology annotation, cellular component: keratin filament; membrane; cytoskeleton. Lineage: Eukaryota; Metazoa; Chordata; Mammalia; Primates; Cebidae. Gene Ontology annotation, biological process: intermediate filament bundle assembly; wound healing. Gene Ontology annotation, molecular function: keratin filament binding; structural molecule activity.